Sorex fumeus (smoky shrew) is the source of this 924-nucleotide messenger RNA. It is a transcript of the gene TMEM88, whose product is annotated as transmembrane protein 88. Gene Ontology annotation, cellular component: plasma membrane. Lineage: Eukaryota; Metazoa; Chordata; Mammalia; Eulipotyphla; Soricidae. The record is from RefSeq and is a predicted model, not a curated record. Gene Ontology annotation, molecular function: PDZ domain binding. Bases 1 to 633 code for a protein of 210 amino acids. Gene Ontology annotation, biological process: negative regulation of canonical Wnt signaling pathway. The transcript has 2 exons.
AUGUCCAGAGCUCUGGUCCCGCUUCUCCAAACGGGAGUGCCUAAUCCUGGAGGCACAUUCCAGGAUAAAGGGGGUGGGGAGAGGCUGGGCCAGGGGAGGAGCAGGAAAAAGGGCUAUAAGGCCGUGGUCCAAGCACAGGGGAGAGCUAGGCGGGCCAUGGCGGAUGUCCCUGGGGUGCCGAGACCGGUUCCCGCAGGCCCAGAGCCUCGGGACCCACUGGACUGCUGGGCCUGCGCUGUGCUGGUCACAGCCCAAAAUCUGCUGGUGGCUGCUUUCAAUCUUCUCCUGCUGGCGCUGGUACUGGGGACCAUCCUGCUACCCGCUGUCACCAUGCUAGGCUUCGGCUUCCUCUGCCACUCCCAGUUUCUGCGCUCCCAAGCACCCCCUUGUACCGCACACCUGCGGGACCCGGGCUUCACGGCCCUGCUGGUCACUGGAUUCCUGCUCCUUGUGCCGCUGCUCGUGCUUGCCCUGGCCAGCUACCGUCGCCUGUGUCUACGCCUUCGCCUGGCAGAUUGUCUCGUGCCCUACAGCCGAGCCCUCUAUCGGCGCCGGCGUCCCCCACAGCCACGGCAGACCCGGCCCUCACCAGGAUCCCAGGCCAUUCCCACAUCAGGGAAGGUCUGGGUCUGAGGAUCCCAAGCCAAGAACCAUGUUGACUGUCCUCUUCUCCCAGGCAGCCCAAAAACUUGAAGCCGGGGUGGGGGUUGGGGAUGUCCCCCUAUUUACCCUUCUCACACCCCUCAGCCAAGUCCUUCCUCUUUGGGGAAGAGCAGCAUCUGUGGAUCCACUGCAGUCGAAAAUUCUGGAAAAACCACUCCUACUCUCAUUACCCGUAUCUGAAUCCUGGGCUGGACCCUGCAAGUACAUAACCUCCCACACCCCAUCUUGUGAAUAGAACCACCGACCUCUUUUUUUUUUUUC